AUGGCAUACGGCAAUGGAGUGAACGGCACUGGCCACGCGAACGGCUACACCAAUGGCUACACUAAUGGCCAUUCGUCCCUACCGCACAGAGAUCGCAGUGCUGGAACAGCACCUCACGAGUCCAUAAACUGGGAUCCAAGCCUCCAGCCAAAGGCUCACCACAUCGCUGGUGCAUCGCCAGAUGCGCAAACGCUCUUCCGUGACGUCCAGAUCCUUGACUCGACCGGACGCCCUCCUUAUCGCGGUGAUGUGCAUAUCCGAGGAGAACGAAUCGCCGCAGUGGGAAAUGUUCCAAAUGUCGACAUCAUCGCGAAAGACUCAUCCGUUCGCGUCAUUGAUGGUCGUGGGCGUACAUUGAUGUCUGGCUUGGGCGAUGCCCACGCUCACCCGACAUGGAACAACAUAGCUCUGGAGCUUCUGGGUGAUGUAUCGGUAGAAGAACAUACCCUGAUCACCGCCAGAUCUGCAAAAUGCUACUUGGACUCGGGCUACACAAUGUGCUAUGGUGCUGCUUCGGCAAAGGACAGGCUGGAUUGCGUGAUCCGAGACAGCAUCAACGAAGGUCUCCUUCCCGGUCCUCGAUUCCUUGCCAACGGCCGAGAAAUCGCCAAACGUGAUGCCGAAUUGGCCUCUGGUAUCACUGCCUUCGCUGACGGGCCGCUCGAAAUGCGGGAGAUAAUCCGUCAACACCGAAAGACAGGUGUCGACCAAGUCAAGCUCAGCAUGUCUGGCGAAGCUAUUCUUGAGGAACGUUCAGCGGAAGAGUGUUUCUUCAGUGAUGAAGAGACGGCCGCAUGCGUCGACGAAGCGCACAGAAAUGGUCUCAGAGUCUGUGCUCAUGCUCGCGCUCGAGAAUCCGUCAUACAAUGCGCUCGACACGGCGUGGACGUGAUCUAUCAUGCCUCAUACUGCGACGACGAGGGAUUGGAGCUUCUCGAAAAAGCCAAAGACAGACUCGUUGUUGCCCCGGCGAUCAAUUGGCUCUAUGCGACUGUAUACGAUGCGGAGCCUUUUGGCUAUACAUUCGAGAAGGCCGAGCAAGUCGGAUACAAGAAAGAGCUGGACUGUGCUAUCAAAGUGCUCGCAGAGAUGCACCGACGAGGGAUAACUGUGCUCCCCGGCGGUGAUUACGGCUUUGCGUGGUGUCCGCACGGAACGUACGCACGAGAUUUGGAACACUUUGUGAAGCUACUAGGAUUCACCCCUAUGGAGUCUAUCAUCGCUGCCACGGCCGGAAUCGCAAAGCUGUUUAUGCAAGAGCACGACUUGGGGAAGAUUUUACCUGGUUAUUACGCUGAUUGCAUCCUCGUGGACGGAAACCCACUGGAUGAUAUAUCGAUUCUACAAGACCACGACAGGCUGAAUGUGAUCAUGAUCAACGGCCGCUUGCACAAGGUUGAUGGACCAGCAACGGCGCCGGCCAUUCCUCGAUCUAUACCGAUCGUAGCAGCGAAUGUCUACAACCUCAUAUCUUACAAAGACCUUCUCCAACGACCACGCAUCGGCCAUCUGAACUUCGACACUUGCAGCAUAUCUCAGCUCACGAUGCCUUCUGGCGCCUCAGUCAACAACAUGUACGAGGUCCUCGAAGUCGGUGACGAGAACUUAAACAUUGGUUCUGGCGCAGAGGUAGCAUUGAACGAGGUUGAAAUCUUACCUCCCUUCCCGGAACGAGAUGUGAUUUGCAUAGGAAACAACUACACAAAGCACGUCCAAGAGAUUUCCGCAUCCAAGUAUGACGAGGGUGGGAGCACGAGCGAUCCAGCUUCCAUGCCUGUCGUGUUCACGAAACGAAACACCAGUAUCGUUUCUGCAACGCAUGACAUCUACCCACACCCACAAUUCACCGACUGCAUUGACUACGAAGGGGAGAUUGGGGUGAUCAUCGGCAAGACAGGGUUUAACAUUGACGAGGCAAAUGCAAUGGAUUACGUUUGGGGUUAUACACUCAUCAACGACUUCACCGCGCGAGAGAAGCAAAAAGACCUCAAGCAAUUUUUCCUCGGGAAGUCACCAGAUACUUAUUGUCCCAUGGGGCCAGUUGCUGUGCCUCGACGAGCAUUCCCUCACGACAUUCGGAUCACCACCCAUGUCAACGGCGAAAAGCGACAAGAAGGAACCACCGCAGACUUGAUUGCAUCUAUUCCAAAAGUCAUCAGCCAUCUCUCCAGCGGCAUGACUCUCCAACCUGGCGAUGUCAUUGCAACUGGUACGCCGCAUGGCGUUGGCGCAGGGUUUCAUCCACCAAAAUUCCUUCGUUCUGGCGAUUUAGUCGAGGUCAGUGCCAGUGGGCUCGGGAAACUCUCAAAUCGGAUUGCUUCGCCUUCCUCAAAGAAUCCUACGCCUUCACGAGUCAGCAAUUUGCCGUCAAGAAUCCCAACAUACAACCUGGAUAGGACUUGUGGCGGGACAGGCUUACUCGACUGUGGCAACGCACGGCUGAUCAACUACCGUGAGAUUGGGACUGGACCGGACACCCUAGUCUUGAUCCACGGUCUCGGUGCCAGCUUGGAGUACUACAUGCCGCUGAUCGAAACAGCCAAGCUGGCAGAGACACACCGGGUCAUAAUCUACGACCUCGAAGGCCAUGGUCUCACUCCCGUAUCGACAUACUCAGCGGCGACUUUGGACAGCUACGUGGCUGACCUCUCCGCACUGGUCAGUGCACUUAAAAUCACAUCCUUCUCCCUUACCGGCUGGUCUCUGGGUGGACUCAUCGCCAUGCGUUUCGCAGAAACAUAUCCAGCUCAAGUCCAGAAGCUAAUCCUCCUUGGCCCUGGCCCAACACCAUUCCCCGACCCAGCGGUUGAUGUCUUCACGAAGCGAGCAGUUCUCGCCCGAGAUAAAGGCAUGGCUGCCUCAGGGCUCGCCGAAGCGGUUGCCAAAGCAGCGACUUCCACCAGGACCCAGACACACUUCCCCAUUGCCAUGUCAGGGGUACGACAAUUCCUUCUCUCCACGCACCCCGAGGGGUACGCCAAGGGCUGUAUGGCCCUUGCACUAUCCAAGCAGAUCAUCAUCAAUUUGGAAAAAAUCAACAUGCCUAGCCUGAUCAUUGCUGGUACGGACGACAAGAUCUCGCCCCUUGAUCUGGCGAAGAAAUAUGUGCGUGCUAUGCCUCGCGCAGAGUUGGAGUGUCUGCCUGAUGUGGGACAUUGGCAUGUUCUCGAGGACGUCUACGGUGUAUCGCGGGCUGUUGGUCAGUUCCUGGCGAGAAAGUAG
Molecule: messenger RNA, 3222 nt
Organism: Zasmidium cellare ATCC 36951
Lineage: Eukaryota; Fungi; Ascomycota; Dothideomycetes; Mycosphaerellales; Mycosphaerellaceae
Exons: 6
Coding region: 1-3222 (1073 amino acids)
Molecular function (GO): hydrolase activity, acting on carbon-nitrogen (but not peptide) bonds
Source: RefSeq, a predicted model, not a curated record